Molecule: messenger RNA, 1329 nt
Organism: Pterocles gutturalis (yellow-throated sandgrouse)
Lineage: Eukaryota; Metazoa; Chordata; Aves; Pterocliformes; Pteroclidae
Product: protein transport protein Sec23A
Exons: 8
Biological process (GO): COPII-coated vesicle cargo loading; endoplasmic reticulum to Golgi vesicle-mediated transport; COPII-coated vesicle budding
Cellular component (GO): endoplasmic reticulum exit site; COPII vesicle coat
Molecular function (GO): GTPase activator activity
Source: RefSeq, a predicted model, not a curated record
CACAAUGCUCCCAUUCCUCAAGGAGGACGUGGUGCAAUCCAGUUUGUGACUCAGUACCAGCAUUCCAGUGGACAGAGACGUAUCAGAGUGACCACAGUUGCCAGGAACUGGGCAGAUGCACAGACACAGAUUCAAAACAUUGCUGCAUCUUUUGACCAGGAAGCUGCUGCGAUACUCAUGGCUAGAUUGGCAGUGUAUAGGGCAGAGACAGAAGAGGGGCCUGAUGUACUGAGGUGGCUGGACAGACAACUUAUACGACUGUGUCAGAAAUUUGGAGAAUAUCACAAGGAUGAUCCAAGCUCUUUCAGAUUUUCAGAAACGUUUUCACUUUACCCACAGUUUAUGUUUCACUUGAGAAGAUCUCCUUUCUUACAAGUUUUUAAUAACAGUCCAGAUGAGAGCUCAUACUAUCGUCACCAUUUUAUGCGUCAGGAUCUAACCCAGUCACUUAUCAUGGUUCAGCCGAUUCUUUAUGCCUACUCUUUCAAUGGACCUCCAGAGCCUGUUCUUCUGGAUAGCAGCAGCAUUUUACCAGAUCGUAUUCUCCUUAUGGACACCUUUUUCCAGAUCCUUAUUUAUCAUGGAGAGACCAUAGCUCAGUGGCGUAAAUCAGGUUACCAAGAUAUGCCAGAAUAUGAAAACUUUCAUCACUUGCUACAAGCUCCAGUAGAUGAUGCCCAAGAAAUUCUCCAUUCCAGAUUUCCAAUGCCCAGAUACAUUGAUACAGAGCACGGAGGAAGCCAGGCUCGUUUCCUGCUUUCGAAAGUAAAUCCCUCACAGACUCAUAACAAUAUGUAUGCAUGGGGACAGGAGUCUGGAGCACCGAUUCUUACUGAUGAUGUCAGCUUGCAAGUAUUUAUGGAUCAUCUGAAGAAGCUUGCUGUCUCUAGUGCCGCCUGAGAUUCUGCAGUGCAUUAAAGGCACAGAUUAACUGUAGCCAUAUUUCAGCUUUUUCUCCUUUACCCUUUUCCACAUCUCUCUUGACAGAUGCUCUGAUAUGCACAAGCUGCCUGACUAGAUCUAAAGCAGUGUUGUUUUCAAAGAAAAGCUUUUGUUAUCAGCAAAUGUUUUAAUGUGAACUGCAGUUUGUAAAAAUGACAGGUAGGAGAUUAAAUUAAGUUAUAAUUAGAGGAAAAAGAACAGUCAUUUUGAUUACUGUGAUACUAUAAUUACUUUGAGAUCAUUUAUAAUGUCUUUGAGAUGUGAUUUCAGUUUCCUUUAGAAAUGGUUGAGGUUGAUUCUGCUCUGCACUAUGAAGACACAUUGAACAAUAAAGGAAAUCUUUGUUGAUAUCGGGCUUUCCAGACUGCCGUAUGCCUACUUUUGCUU